Pristis pectinata (smalltooth sawfish) is the source of this 3937-nucleotide messenger RNA. RefSeq names its product protein SET. Gene Ontology annotation, cellular component: chromatin; nucleus. Gene Ontology annotation, biological process: nucleosome assembly. The record is from RefSeq and is a predicted model, not a curated record. The transcript is spliced from 8 exons. Gene Ontology annotation, molecular function: histone binding; chromatin binding. Lineage: Eukaryota; Metazoa; Chordata; Chondrichthyes; Rhinopristiformes; Pristidae. Bases 227 to 1060 code for a protein of 277 amino acids.
GCAUGCGCGGUGCUCUGGAGCGCGGUGGUGUGUACGCGCGCGUGCGUGUGGGACUACUGGGGCUCGAGCGUUUUUUUACUGUGGUCGAGGCGCGGGACCCACUCUGAGCCUUCGAGGGGGGAGAAGAGACCGAACGAAGGGAAGAUUAAAGAAAAAAGCGCGAGUCAGAGCUUUUCAUCUUUUUUUUCCUCCUUUUUUUUAUUUCCCCCUCUUUCCUUCUUCCAAGAUGUCGGUCCCAGCGACAAAGAUGAGUAAAAAAGAGGUGAACUCGAACCAUGAUGGAGCAGACGAGACCUCAGAAAAAGAGCAACAGGAAGCCAUUGAACACAUUGAUGAAGUACAAAAUGAAAUAGACAGACUGAAUGAACAGGCAAGUGAGGAAAUUUUGAAAGUAGAGCAAAAAUACAACAAGCUACGCCAGCCAUACUUCCAGAAGCGGUCAGAGCUCAUUGCCAAAAUUCCCAAUUUUUGGGUGACCACGUUUGUCAACCAUCCACAAGUAUCUGCACUUCUGGGAGAAGAGGAUGAGGAGGCACUGCAUUAUCUGACAAGAGUGGAAGUGACAGAAUUCGAAGAUAUCAAAUCAGGUUAUAGAAUAGAUUUUUAUUUUGAUGAGAACCCAUACUUUGAUAAUAAAGUUCUGUCCAAAGAAUUUCAUCUGAAUGAAAAUGGAGAUCCAUCUUCAAAAUCAACAGAAAUCAAAUGGAAACCAGGAAAGGACCUGACAAAGCGCUCCAGCCAGUCACAAACCAAAGUGGGCAGGAAGCGACAGCAUGAAGAGCCGGAAAGCUUUUUUACCUGGUUUACUGAUCACUCGGAUGCAGGUGCAGAUGAACUGGGAGAAGUUAUCAAGGAUGACAUCUGGCCAAACCCCUUGCAGUACUACUUAGUUCCAGAUAUGGAAGAUGAAGAAGGGGAUGGUGAAGAGGAAGAUGAAGAUGAGGAAGAGGAGGAGGGUUUGGAGGACAUUGAUGAAGAAGGAGAUGAAGAUGAUGAGGAAGAUGAGGAGGAAGAGGAAGAAGGAGAAGAAGCAGAGGAGGAGGAAGGAGAAGAUGACUGAUUUGUUUGCUGUUGACAUUCACCUCUUCCCCCUACUUUUUUUUCUUUAGUCCCUGGGAGCAAGUUGCUGUCUUUUUGUGCUCAGUUUCCUUGUUCUCCUGAGGUCCUUAAACCAUUAUACACAAUUGGGAUGAGUUACAUGCGCAAACUACAGUGGCAAUCUCUUUCUGCCAUUUUCCAUGAACUGAUAUGAAUUGUCCUCCAGCCAGCUGAUCAGCACACAGACCUCCAUAGUAAUGUGAUUUGUAUUUUUUUUACUUUUUAUUUUAACCCCACCACCGACAACCGCAAAUUCCCUCUGCUGGAAGCCCAGAACUUCUCUCUACCUUUGUGCUGUGACCAUAGAUGAUUUUGAAUAGGCUUUUUUCCUACCUGUUCUGGCCCAGAGAUUACACUGUGUUUCCAUGUGAUGUGGACAAAUAGCAGUUACCAUCGUCCUUGUUUCCUUCUCUUGUAACAAAUUGGGGUGUGAUUGAGGCACCUGGGGUAGAUGCAGAUGGUUGGGUUCUAAAGGGUGGGUUUGUUGGGUAUUUUGAGGACGUGGCUGUACUUAGCACGUUGAUGCAUUGUAUAUUUUUACAACAUCCCGUGCAACCAAAGCCAACACUUUUAAAUAUUAAUCGAUUUGAGCCCCACAGCAGAUGGCGACAACCUGUAGAAUCUUAUUGGAAUCUACAUUCUCUAAUGUAAUUUUUUUUUGUUUCACUGGAAAGGAAAAUUGCUCAGUUUUAAACGUUAAAAGUGUACAAGUUGCUUUGUUACAAUAAAACUAAAUGUGUACACAAAAAGUGUGUGGUGAGUUUACUUUUCACCUGGAAUGUUUUGAGGACUUAUUUUUGGUCACCUUGAAUGGUUAUUUUAAAUGUUUUGAGAAAAUUCUAUAGAACUGAUGAAGUAUCUUAACAAUUACCAUCCAAAUUGAUUGUUUCAAAGAGGCUGUUCCAAAUUAAAUUCCUUGCAUUGUGUAUUCUCUAUCUGCCAAGUCAUAAGUCCUAGUAUAAAUGAGGAAAGUUGAAAACAAGUUAUGGGCCCAGUGGUUUUUUUUGGUAUUAAUUGCAAUUUGACAUCGAUUUAAAUUGCAAUUAGUCUUGAUGCAAUGUAGGCACAAGAAGGGUAAUUAAUGUAUUCAGGCCUACUAUUGUCCACUCAUGGUAUUCGCCUGGUUUGUGUUCAAAAUAUGUAAACAGCCCACAUGUUUGUAAUUAGAUACCUUUUCUGUAUUUAAUAGAUAUGAGGUUGUAACUAAAACAGAAUGAGUUUGCAACUUGGCGUUUUCCUUCAAUCAAUUGGGUCCAAUGCUGCAUUGCAAAUUUAAUUACCAUAUUUUGCAUUGGACAGUUAGCUAAUAAAUGGUCUUUCUCUUUUAACUUCCAAGAUUUUUUUGUCUUGUAGUUAAAUUUGUAAGUUGUGUGUUGUCUUGGCAAUAGUUAUACAUCUGUUGACAGACGGUUUUCUUGAUCUAGAAUCUGCCAUGGGUACUAUGCCAACUGUGCAAUUAGCCCCAGUUUACAGAUUGUGUAUAGAUAAUUAUUUGAACCUCAAUUGGGCUUGAUUGUUGAAUUCAAAUUAAUGGUACAAUAUGUACACUGGAUUUGAUGCACUCUUAAAUUUUAUUUCUGGUGAUGUUGUAAGUGCUAUUCAAUUUUGAUUUUUUUGAUUAGGGAUGCAGUUGUCCUUUAACUAGUGGGACACCACUGGGAGCUCGGCUUUCAAAAGUCAGGAUACAAGUAUCUCAAGUCACAGUUACUUGUUACUAUUCCUGUUGCUUUUCCAUUGACCUAGUCAUUUUUUCAUAAACUUGAUUGUACUGUAUCACAACCAUUUUAAAUUGCUAUUGUGCAGUGAAAAGGUUGACCUCUGAUUACAACUGUUUUGUGGUUUAUGAACUUGUCCCAAUUCCAUUAAUCCUGAUUUAUGCAGUUUGGUUGUUAAAUUGCAUCUUCCAUUUUAGCCAAAGUAUCCUUUUGCAUUAACCCUUUCCCACCUGUUUGACUUUUUCAAUACUAACUUUUCAGUCAACUUUUGAGGGAAAUUGUAUCACUUGCAUUACCAGCUAGAAAAUAGGCCAUUAUAUAAUGCUCCAGCACACAUGCUGCCUUGUUCCGAAAUCUUGCCAGAAUGGUGCCCUAAAUUGGCUUUGUAUAUUUAUGCUGCAAAUUAUCUAUACUUAGUCAUUGGAAUCGCAACAAACUUAAGCAGAUAUUUUCAUGACAUCUGCUCAGUAAUCCAUUAGACUGUAAUAUAACCAGAGCAGCUAACGACAUAGUUUCACAGGUACAAAUCAAAUUUCUGCUGGUGUUUUGUAUGUCUUCACAAGUAUUAUACAUUGGCAUGUUUUUUUUCCAUCGAGGAGAUCCAUCGUCCUGAGAAAUGCUUUUGGUCAGGCAAUCUUGCCACUUCACUGGUGAUGGAUAACUGGUCAAACCCCUCUCAGCAUGCAUUACCAACCAUACCAUUUGGUUUCAUUUGGAAAAUUAAAGGAAUGAAUAAUAAUUCUACCACCAGCAAUGUAAGCAUAAGGGAUAUGGUUCCUUAGUCUAUAAGUUAUGAUGGACCUGGAGGUCUUUUAAUAAAAGAUGGUAUACAAUCUGCUGAUAUCUAGACCUGUCUAGAUUUUUUCAGAAAUUUUUUGUUUACAUAUCUGUCCUGGCGUGGGACAUGGCUGCGCCAUCUUUUUGCUUAAAUGUUCUGGAGAAGGUGUUCAAACAAUAUUUUGGAAUGUUCCACUGGUUUAUAGACGGCCAUGUACUGGGGUUUGUUUCACAUGGCAGCCUGAGGUGUCGUGACUUCAUCUUUAAAACUUGUUUUUUUUUAAAACAAAUGGUUCUCAUCUGUCCUGUUAUCAACAAUAAAGUUUGUAUACAUGUUUUGCCACAGA